Exaiptasia diaphana is the source of this 1384-nucleotide messenger RNA. Its product is annotated as eukaryotic translation initiation factor 4E-1A. The coding region runs from base 40 to 702 and encodes 220 amino acids. Gene Ontology annotation, molecular function: RNA 7-methylguanosine cap binding; translation initiation factor activity. Gene Ontology annotation, biological process: translational initiation. Lineage: Eukaryota; Metazoa; Cnidaria; Anthozoa; Actiniaria; Aiptasiidae. The transcript is spliced from 8 exons. Gene Ontology annotation, cellular component: cytoplasm; eukaryotic translation initiation factor 4F complex. The record is from RefSeq and is a predicted model, not a curated record.
GGUACAAACGAUAAGUCUAGUGAAAGAGCGAUCGAUAGUAUGGCUUCUGGAGACGAAUCUACUGCGAAAGAAAAGAAAGAAACCAAAGCUGAUGAGGAAGUGAAAGACGAGAAGACUGAAAAUGCAGUUGUAGCAGCUCCUCAGAAAUACUCAAAACACCCACUUCAGAACAAAUGGAGUUUCUGGUUUUUCAAAAAUGAUAAGACAAAAAGUUGGACYGAUAACCUGAGAAUAGUCACUUCAUUUGAUACUGUAGAGGAUUUCUGGGCGGUAUUUAAUCACAUACAAUCUGCAAGCAAAUUAUCAUCAGGGUGCGAUUACUCGUUAUUCAAGGAUGGUAUUGAACCAAUGUGGGAAGAUGCUAGGAAUAAGAAUGGUGGAAGAUGGUUGUUAAAUACAACUAAACAUCAAAGAGCAGCAGAUCUUGAUAGAUUCUGGCUGGAAACACUUCUAUUACUUAUUGGCGAAGCAUUUCAAGAAUAUUCUGAUAAUGUGAAUGGUGCUGUUAUACAAAUCCGUAACAAAGGAGAUAAACUUGCAAUAUGGACUGACAAUGCUAAAGACCAGGAAGGCGCAACCAGAAUAGGACAAAUCUUCAAAGAAAGAGUUGGUCUACCACCAAGAGUACACAUAGGAUAUCAGGCUCAUAAUGACACUAUGAGUAAAACAGGCUCCACAACCAAGUCACUCUUCUCCUUAUAAUACAGACAUAAUCCAAAGGUGUCAAUAUUUUAUAAAGACUAGGAGGUAUUCUAUUUAAUAUUUCUGAUAUGGACUUGUUUACUCGCUUAGCGAGAAUGCUAGUGAUGGUAUUCACAUGUAGCCAUUUCAGAUAAAGGUUGUUAGAGAUAUUGGAGAAAAUAGGAUCAACGGUUAUUGUAUGUGUUAAUUAUUAGUGGAAAAAUUUGCUACUUGAGGCUUCCAAUAUUGUAAUUUCCACUUGUUGAAGAUCWUCAAUGUCAGGUUGAUCAUGUUUUUCAUGCAGGAAAAUGCAUAAAAGAAAAUUAUUUUGGAGAUUAAUCAUAAUGUUCACCCAUUUAAGACAGCUAACACUCUUGUUUCCACUUCAUAAAGAUCUUCUGUGACAAUUUUCUUUUUUUUUGUUUCUCAAUCAAAUGAAUGAAUAUAUAUAGGCCAUAAAAUAGUGAAUACAUUUGCCAUUAUCUCUGACAAUCUUAUGUGAAAUAGCAGUAUGGUCAUGUAUCAAAUAACAUAUACUCAAUAGAACAUUGUAAGAUUCAUAGUCAUGGAGCAUAGAAGCUGAGACCAAAAAGGCUCAUUGGACAUAAUGAAGGCAUCCUUUACGAUUCCCUGCACCAUCUUGAAAGGUUGUUAAAGGGACACUGUCAAUGGAUGACAUGAGCAGUAACAGUCUCACCUCUAA